GCUGCCUCCCCCUCCUCCCCCCUCGGCGCCCGUGGCCCGUCCGCGGCCGUCCCCUCCUGGUCCCCUCACACUCACACACACAGGCCGGGCAUUGAUGGUAAUGUAUGCGAGGAAACAGCAGAGACUCAGUGAUGGCUGUCACGACCGCAGGGGGGACUCGCAGCCCUACCAGGUACCUCAGCGCCGGCCGGCUCUUAAGUACUCAUCCAAGAGUCACCCCGGUGGUGGUGAUCACCGUCAUGACAAGAUGCGAGACACCGCAGAUCCUUCACCACCAAAUAAAAUGUUGCGGCGCUCUGAUAGCCCUGAAAACAAAUACGGUGACAACACAGGGCACAGUAAAGCAAAAAGUGUGCAUACGCACAGAGUUAGAGAGAGGGAUGGUGGGACCAGUUAUUCUCCACAAGAAAAUUCACAUAACCACAGUGCUCUUCAUAGUUCAAAUUCACAUUCUUCUAAUCCCAGCAAUAAUCCAAGCAAAACUUCUGAUGCAGCUUAUGAUUCUGCGGAUGAUUGGUCUGAACACAUCAGCUCUUCAGGCAAAAAAUACUACUACAACUGCCGAACAGAAGUUUCACAAUGGGAAAAACCAAAAGAGUGGCUCGAAAGAGAGCAGAGGCAAAAAGAAGCAAGCAAAAUGUCGGUUAACAGUUUUCCAAAAGAUAGGGAUUACAGAAGAGAGGUGAUGCAGGCGACAGCUGCCAGUGGGUUUGCCAGUGGAAUGGAAGACAAGCAUUCCGGUGACGCCAGCAGUAUGCUCCCACAGAAUAUUUUAUCUCAAACAAGCAGGCACAAUGACAGAGACUACAGACUGCCAAGAGCAGAGACUCACAGUAGUUCUACUCCAGUACAGCAUCCCAUCAAACCAGUGGUUCAUCCAACUGCUACCCCAAGCACUGUUCCUCCUAGUCCAUUUUCUCUACAAUCUGAUCACCAGCCAAAGAAAUCCUUUGAUGCUAAUGGAGCAUCUACUUUAUCAAAACUGCCUACACCCACAUCUUCCAUCCCUGCACAGAAAACGGAGAGAAAAGAGGAACAGAAGACUUUCAGCGAGCCUUUUUGUGUUCAACACAGUAAAGCAAGAAAGUCUGCAUCUGUGGACAAGUCUGUAUCCCAUUCUUGCACAACUCCUUCUACAUCUUCUGCUUCUGGACUGAAUCCAACUUCUGCGCCUGCUUCAUCUGCUCCUACAGUUCCUGUCUCGCCUGUCCCACAAUCACCAAUUCCUCCGUUACUUCAGGACCCAAAUCUCCUUCGACAGCUGCUGCCUGCUCUGCAAGCCACCUUGCAGCUUAAUAAUUCUAGCGUAGAUAUAUCCAAAAUCAAUGAAGUUCUAACAGCAGCUGUGACACAAGCCUCUCUGCAGUCUAUACUCCAUAAAAUUCUUACUGCUGGACCAUCUGCUUUCAAUAUCACUUCCCUAAUUUCUCAAGCUGCACAACUGUCUACGCAAGCUCAGCCAUCUAAUCAGUCUCCAAUGUCUUUAACAUCUGAUGCCUCAUCACCAAGAUCAUACGUAUCUCCAAGAAUAAGCACGCCUCAGACUAACACCGUUCCACUUAAACCUUUGAUGACUACGCCGCCGGUAUCAUCACAGCAGAAGGUUGCAACUCCAGGUGUUAAACAAGGACCAGCUUCACAGGCAGCACCUCAGCAGCCGGUAAUAGCUGACAAGCAGGCAGGUCAUGAACCUGCCUCUCCACGAAGUCUUCAGCGCUCAAGUAGUCAAAGAAGCCCAUCACCAGGUCCAAAUCAUACCUCUAGCACUAGCGCAUCAAAUUCAACACCUGCACCGCAAAAUACAUCUGUACGACCCACUUGUUCGUUAACACCUACGCUAGCAGCACACUUCAAUGAAAAUCUUAUAAAGCAUGUUCAAGGCUGGCCUGCAGAUCAUGCAGAAAAGCAGGCAUCAAGAUUACGUGAGGAAGCCCAUAACAUGGGAAGUGUCCAUAUGUCAGAAAUUUGUACUGAAUUAAAGAAUUUAAGGUCUUUAGUUCGAGUAUGUGAAAUUCAAGCAACUUUGCGUGAGCAAAGGAUACUAUUUUUGAGGCAACAAAUUAAAGAACUUGAAAAGCUAAAGAAUCAGAAUUCCUUCAUGGUGUGAAAAGUUGUAAACAAUUGCACAUGGUUUUGAGUACAGGAACUAUUAAACUGAUGCCCAGUCUUAACA
Messenger RNA from Phalacrocorax carbo (great cormorant), 2173 nucleotides. Lineage: Eukaryota; Metazoa; Chordata; Aves; Suliformes; Phalacrocoracidae. The record is from RefSeq and is a predicted model, not a curated record.